AUGUCGGACUGCUUUUCUUUACAGGGCUCGACGAGGUGCCCGGCCUUCCAGUCAGCCUCCAUAUCACCAUCGGCUGCUCGCGGUCAAUAUGACUUUCUCAAAUUCGUUUCCGACCGGGUGACGUUCGAUUCACAGCUCGACACGUACAUCCAGACAACAUUUAUUCAAGAACAAUUCCAAGCCCGCAUAGGAUGCCAGGCCAUAAAUCUUGCCAAUACAAGCGAAAUCUACCCGCGCUACCUGACAAGCACCAUCUGCAGUGCCAUUGUCCAGUCGUCCAUUUCAACAUGUGGUCUCUCGGCGGCCAACGCACAGCCGCUGUGCGCGGAAACAUGUGCCCAAUUUGCCGAGAGCGAGCUGUACAUUGUGGACGACGGCGCCCUUUGCGGAAAUGCCACGUCAGAUGCCAUCAAGCUGAUAAAAUCCGACUUUGCCAUCUGUUCGUCCCCGGAUACUUCACUUUCCAGCGACUGCAUUUACGGCAGCGCCAACGAACCCGACAACUGCGGAUACGGUAACAGCACGAUUGGCCUGUGUUCGUACUGCGCAUCUGGUGGCAUCAACUCGACCGACACCUGCUGCUACAACUCCCAGGCCGAGAGCCGGUGUGCGGGCGUCGUUCUGCCGACAAUCACGUCGACGAUGACCUUCUCCACCCCUUCGUCCACUGCCCCCGCCACCUCCUCGCCGGUUGCCGCUGUCAGCGGCACCCACCAUGGCCUGUCUGGUGGCGCCAUUGCCGGUAUCGUCAUUGGAUCGGUCGCUGGUGUCGCCCUACUGGCCGGCCUCAUUUUCCUUGCCAUCAUCGCCCUCCGCCGGAGACGCACUGGCAGCCAGAACGGCAGCAUCUUCAACCAGCCGUCUCCCGCGCGGCAAGGAGGACUCCCACAGAUGUCUCACCCGCAUCAGCCUCUGCCGUCCUCGCACGGCAACCAGCCCUUUGACGUCAAUCCAGGCGGUCGCAUUGCGCGCAUGUCGGCUCUUGAGGGUCCUGGUGUGGACGCAGGUGACUCCCCCAGCCCGCCGGGCCGGGGUGCCUCUGCUGGCGCUGGCGCCGUUGCUGGCGCCGUUGCGGGCUAUGCUGUCGGCAGACGGCGCGGUGACGACCACUCCUCGUCCGACGGCUACAACGAUAGCCCUGACUCCGAAAACCGCACAGGCAUUCUCCGGCCACCGCCAACAACGAUGCGCCGCAACGGGUCGUUGUCGAGCGGUUCCGUUCUGGCCGGCGAGGACCCGCAGUCGCCCUCGAGCGCCGGCAUGUCCUCGCCCCAGGCCAUUACCAGCCAGCAGUCCGAGCAGCUGCCGUUCUUCAAGGACUACUAUUCCCAGGACGACAUCCACCCGGGUGACCGCGUGGCUGUUCUCUGGGCAUACCAGCCGCGCGCGGCCGACGAGUUCUCGCUGGAGCGUGGCGACAUGCUCAAGGUCGUCGGCAUCUGGGACGACGGCUGGGCUACGGGUGUGAUGAUGGACGAGCGAGCUGACGAAUGGGAGGCACGGCGGCAAGCGCAGCGGGACAGCGGUGUGUCCAACACGUCUGGCCGCGGCCGCGACAUCUCCCCGGCAGUCAGCGGCGAGAUUAAGGCCUUCCCGCUUGUCUGCGUCUGUCUGCCGGAGCACUGGCGCAAGACUAUUGAGGGCGACAGCUCGACCGAGACGGCAUCAAGUGCACACCCGAUGCACGGGUUAUAG
Molecule: messenger RNA, 1695 nt
Organism: Sporothrix brasiliensis 5110
Lineage: Eukaryota; Fungi; Ascomycota; Sordariomycetes; Ophiostomatales; Ophiostomataceae
Product: SH3 domain containing protein
Exons: 3
Coding region: 1-1695 (564 amino acids)
Molecular function (GO): protein binding
Source: RefSeq, a predicted model, not a curated record